This is a messenger RNA of Egretta garzetta (little egret), 3251 nucleotides long. RefSeq names its product calcium/calmodulin dependent protein kinase kinase 2 (gene CAMKK2). Gene Ontology annotation, molecular function: ATP binding; protein kinase activity. The coding region runs from base 154 to 1716 and encodes 520 amino acids. The record is from RefSeq and is a predicted model, not a curated record. Gene Ontology annotation, biological process: activation of protein kinase activity; CAMKK-AMPK signaling cascade; protein phosphorylation. NCBI's taxonomy places the organism in Eukaryota, Metazoa, Chordata, Aves, Pelecaniformes, Ardeidae. The transcript is spliced from 17 exons.
AGGAAACCUGAUUUUUGCACAGAAGGCAGUAGGGAACCCGGGACAAAGAAGAGAAAUUGCUGGCAAUGAUGGGCUGCGGGGGGAGGCAGUGAGCCAGGGGGGCUGAUUCUGCACCCUGUGCUUGGUGUGCCUCCCCGUCGCAGCGUGGCCGGGAUGAGGCUGGUGGGUGGAGAGUACGACGCGACGGGGAGUGUGAGCGAGGAGGAGGAGAUGAACGCACCUGGCGGUGAGGGUUUUGGGGAUGGCCGGGAGCCAAGGGCGAAGCUGCACCUCUCCGGCCGAAAGCUCUCCCUGCAGGAGCGAUCGCAGCCUGCCCGCUCGCCCGGGAGCAGCGACGGCGCCAACGAACGCUUCAUCUACCCAUCCCUCCCUUACUCUCCGGUGACGUCCCCGCACUCCUCCCCACGGCUGCCAAGGCGGCCAACGGUGGAGUCGAACCGCGUGUCCAUCACGGGACUGCAGGACUGUGUGCAGCUCAACCAGUACAAGCUGAAGGAUGAGAUCGGGAAGGGCUCCUACGGGGUGGUGAAGCUGGCCUACAAUGAGGACGAUAACACCUACUAUGCAAUGAAGGUUCUCUCCAAAAAGAAGCUGAUGAGACAGGCAGGCUUCCCCCGUCGCCCGCCGCCCCGUGGGGCCAAAGCUGCCUCCGAGGGCUGCCUGCAGCCCAAAGGGCCCAUUGAACAGGUCUACCAGGAGAUUGCCAUCCUGAAGAAGCUGGAUCACCCCAACGUGGUGAAGCUGGUGGAGGUUCUGGAUGACCCCAGUGAGGACCACCUGUACAUGGUGUUUGAACUGGUGAAGCAAGGCCCCGUGAUGGAAAUCCCAACUCUGAAACCUCUCAGUGAAGACCAGGCUCGGUUCUACUUCCAGGAUCUGAUCAAGGGCAUCGAAUACUUGCACUAUCAAAAGAUAAUCCACCGGGAUAUUAAACCUUCCAACCUCCUUGUGGGGGAAGAUGGGCAUGUCAAGAUUGCUGACUUUGGAGUCAGCAAUGAGUUCAAGGGAGCCGAUGCCCUCUUAACCAACACGGUGGGCACCCCUGCCUUCAUGGCCCCAGAGACGCUCUCGGAAACCAGGAAAAUCUUCUCUGGAAAGGCUUUGGAUGUCUGGGCCAUGGGGAUCACGCUGUACUGCUUCGUGUUUGGGCAGUGCCCUUUUAUGGAUGAAAGGAUCCUGAGUUUACACAAUAAAAUCAAGACCCAAACGUUGGAGUUCCCAGACCAGCCAGAAAUUACAGAGUUCUUGAAGGAUUUGAUUACACGGAUGCUGGAUAAAAAUCCCGAAUCUAGGAUUUCGGUCCCAGAAAUCAAGGAAAGUACUGUGCAACAGCCUUUCGCAGGAGAUUUCUGGUCCUCCGCCCCUGUGGGAGCCUGGAAGGGGCGAGAAGCUGAGAAAAUGCAGACUAAGUUGCACCCUUGGGUCACCAAGAAUGGAGCGGAGCUGCUGCCCACAGAGGAUGAGAACUGCACCCUCGUCGAGGUGACGGAGGAGGAGGUGGAGAAUUCAGUCAAGCACAUCCCCAGCCUGGCCACCGUGAUCUUGGUUAAAACGAUGAUUCGGAAGCGAUCCUUUGGGAAUCCAUUCGAGGGGAGCAGGAGGGAGGAGCGGUCGUUGUCUGCUCCUGGGAACCUGCUGCCCAGGAAACAAGGCAGUGAAGAUAAUCUGAAAUGCAACGAUUUGCCCAACGUGGGAGAGGAGGAACUUCUUUCUUGAACAUCGACUUUAUGGUUCUGUUGAGCCUCUUGGGCCGGGGCACGUUAUUAAAGUGUGCAGCUAAGGAUGAGCGGCGUUAACAGAGCCUACACCAAACACAGCAUGACAUGGCGCUAUUUCAGUAUAAUGCUGGAUGUAGAGCUUACAUAGCAGCAUGUUAUAAGACAUCCGACUACUUGUCAUAAACAUUGAACAUGAUCGCUUGGACUGCUGACUUCUUGUGGGAAAGGUGCUGGCUGGUAGCAGAGAGGUAAGCUAUCGUGUGGAGCAGCAACAGUGCUUUGCAAAAGAAAAAGAAAAAAAAAAAGCACUCAAACAAAAAUGCAUUUGGAACUGCUUUUACCUGGUUUUAAUGCCAAAUAAUUCCCAGGGACUAAUGCCAGCGUCCCGGGGGUGUUGCACGCCCAUCGGGUGGUCGGUGGGCACACGCAGAGGGUGAAGCUUUUGCCAAGCGGCAUACACAACAGUACAACUACACGUGCGCACUUUGAGAGUUCACGACCUACCGGAAAUGUUGUUGCAUCUAUUUCUCGUCGUUCUGGUUUGUUUUUAAUUGACACCUUUUUAACUGCAUGGGAACAACGCAAAAACCCACCUUUUCAGCUUUUUAAAGAAUGCCUACCUUUGUGAGCCAAGUUAUAUUAAACAGCAUCUUCAGGACGUUCAGAAAGUGAAGUUAAUUACCGGCUAAGGUAAUUAAUGCCUUUCCUAAGGUCUUGGUAGGUUGAGUUUUCAGUGUAUGAAAGGAAAAGGUAUUUAAGGGCUUAAGUUCAGUCUGAACUAUUUUUUGCUGCAGACAUGAGUGAAAGGUGGUUUUUAGCUGAAUGUUUGUUUUGAACAGCAGAGGAAGCACUAACGACAGUUUGUUUCUAAAUCUUUUACUUGAUCUAGGUAGAUAUAUUAUUAAAUAUAAAAUUCAGGGCAAAAUCCUUCACUUCCAUGUACAUUACAUGGUUUACUACAAUUAAAAAUAAUACAACUUAUGCUAUUUUUUAAGUAUAGACUUAGGGCUUGCUUAGAAUUUAAGAUCUUGAUGAAAUACUUAGAUUAGCUGGUAAUUUUCAAAGAAACUUUUGUUUUCCAAACUCUUAAUCUGGAUUUUGGGGCCAAUGCUAUGUAUUUUUUGCAAGUUCGUUACCAGUAAUUUGUGAAUGCCUGUGGAUCAGAGGCUUGUUAGUAAAUUAAGUGUAUACCUAAUUCAUGGGUUGUUUCUUAUGAUGAGCUCUUUCACCUUCAGUCAGAUUACUCUGAUUAUUUUGUGGUGCUUGUUAAAAAAAAAAAAAAAAAAAACCGAUCGUGUGGUGGGAGAUAUUCUGAUGUCCAGACUCACUUUCCCAAGUUCUCUGUGCUUGGACGAAGCUGGAGAACGGCAGAGUGUGGGUGAGCUGGAGAGGAGUCAGGGUUUGCUUGGGGAAAGGGGUGAGGGUAAGUACAGUUGUUUUGUGGAUGGAGCAUGGGACUGGGCAGGGGCCAGGGGGGAAGGUCUGACUUCUUUUCUGAGUCUGAUGGGGUUGUGUGACCUUGAAUGAGGAAUU